AUGGCGCAUCGAGAGCGCACCUCGACAACGGGGGCGGCGGCAACCACACGCCCUACGCCGCUGGACCACCACCACCAUCAUCAACCCCACCGUCGGCGACUAUCCACACUCGAAUUCCACUCGCCGCCACCCUCACCAACUUACUAUCCGGAACACGAGCCGCAGCCGCCGAUUCUGCCCAAACGCUCGCAGCGCAUCUUCGCGCUCCUACUGAAACCCAUCGUGCUGCCAGCGCUCGUGCUCGCGUUGCCGGCAUGGCCGCUGCUCGCCGCCGCGUGCGCAAUCCCCGUCAUUGGCGUGAUGGCGAUCCCGAUCCUGCUGCUGAUCUCUGUGCUGCUGCUGUACGUUCUCGCCUGGAUUUGCUAUCUUUUCCUGGCGCAAAAGGACCUCCCGGCGACGUGGACAAAUGCGCGCCGCUGGUCGCCGCGCAGUCUGCUGCCGUUUGUGCCCAUCAAUCCGGUGCGGUGCGCAAAAGUCGAUCUGGCCGCGUUCCGAUACGUGGUGACUGCGUUUCGAGUCGUUUUCCCGGCAGUGUUCGAUUGGAGUUAUCGGCGGAUCAUGGUGAUUGGGACGACAAAGGGGUCAAGGGUGGUGAAGGAGGGAAUUCUGUACGGCAGUCCAGCACGCGGGAAGCGGUUGGACGUGUACUUGCCUGCUGACGCCCCAGGUCCUGCUGCUGGCGGCAACGCUAGCGGGACUACCACUCCGAGCGCAUCCCCGAACGGUGUACCCGCUAUCGUGGUGAUCCCAUCCAUGCUUGGCCCGCUGACCAUCACCUCGAAACGUCGGCUCUAUCUUCAACUCGCCCUCCGCCUGCGUCGCAUGGGCUACUGCGUCGUCGUCGCCGACAUCACGUACUACCCGGAAUCGCGCAUCAAGUCGUCCGUGAUCGAUCUUCGCUUGGUGUUGCGGUGGACCGCCAAGAACUGCCAGCGCUACGGUGGUGAUCCGACCAAGAUCUACGUGCUGGGGCAUGGGUUGAGUGCGCACCUGGUGAUGCUGACGAUCUCGCAGGAGGCGGUGGUGCUCAGUCGCGAGGGGCACUUGGAUCGAGCGUACGAGAGGGAGCGACAUAUCUUGCGGGCUAAACAUGGCGUGGAAGCCGCUGGGUUGCACAGAAGGCAAGGCGAAGGCCGGGAGGAUGGGGAAGAAGAAGAGGAGGAGUGGUUGAAGAGUGGCGAGGUUAGGGCAACGAGUAGGAGGAAGCGGGUAGCGUCGAUUGCGCACUCGGAUGCGCUGGACGAGGAGAACGAUGAGCCGCUCAAACUUGGUGGUGCAUCCAGAGCACACCCUGGCACUAGCCGUGGCGAUGGCAGUGGCGGUGGCGAUGCAGUCGGUCCCGCAGUAGACAGUGCAGCAGAAGCAUGGGUUGACGACACUGAAGACCCGUCCUCCACCACUAUCCCAGGCCACGUCAUGGGCACAACGCACCGCUUCACGCGCAGUUCGGACCACCACGCUCCUCCGUCCCCUUCUUCAUAUCCGACCUCGACGGCACGCAAGACCGAGGAAGCGGAAAGCAUCCUCACCUCGCCUGCGUACCGCAAAGCCGAAGACGAGGUCGGCAACGGCUUACGCCGCGUCGAGAUCUACGAACCCGAAGUGGAGCUUCCUGUCAUCGCGGGCGUCAUCCUGCUCUCGGGAAUCAGCGACGUGAUCAAGGGUUUCCGCUCCGAAUCCGAGCGCGGCCUCGAACACCUCAGCUACCUCCGCCGCGCCACAGGGCCGUCGCACUUCAACUGCCUCAUCCACUCCCCCGCUCACCUGCUCUACGCCGCCAAGAACAUCGUCGAUACCCGACUCCUGCCGAGCAAGUUCCUCUUGGUCCACGGCGGCAAAGACUCGGUGGUACCUGUGGAACAGAGCACGCUGCUCAAGACGCUACUUGUGGGCAUUGGAGUGGAUCAGGUGCGGUUGAGAGCGUACAGGAACCUGGGCCAUGCCGAGUCCAUCGCGUGUUUGUUCUUGGGCAUGGCCAGGUCGUAUACCAGGUAUACUAGGCAAAUCUCGGAGGACAUCUCGUCGUUUGUCGGGCAGUAG
Messenger RNA from Sporisorium graminicola, 2040 nucleotides. RefSeq lists its product as uncharacterized. Bases 1 to 2040 code for a protein of 679 amino acids. The transcript has a single exon. The record is from RefSeq and is a predicted model, not a curated record. Lineage: Eukaryota; Fungi; Basidiomycota; Ustilaginomycetes; Ustilaginales; Ustilaginaceae.